CGAACUUUGCAUCGCAAUGGUCUAGCCUGCCAUGGAUGUGCCUGGCUUUGCCGUGACCUGGGGUCGUUGCCAAUGGUGUGGCACGCUCACAAGGUCGGAACCAUAGUUCAAAGAUGUCCAGACUAGCUGGUUUGCUAUCGCUGGCAGCUGUCUCUGGACUCCUGACAUUACUGGCAGCAUUUUGGCUCGGAAGGCGCCAAAAGUCGACCUUAGUCGAGCCAUCUCCAAGUGCAGUUCUACUGCAAAAGCUGGGAAGAUGGCACUACAGGAGACAUCAGGGAUCCCAAGCCUUGCUUGCAUACCACUGGGCACGGCAGGCCCAGAUCAAGGCCAAUGCGGUGCACUCGAUUCUUACCCCUAUUUUGUUGUACGACAUUGGAGCUGCUAUGGAUGCCACCGCAAGUCAAUUCGCGUUGACCCAGAAGCUCCUUGUGUAUGAGGAACUUGCUUCAAUCUUGGAGCAGUUCUCUUGGGAGGAGCAUUUGGGUGAGCUGACCGAUCAAACAGAAAUGAUGAGGGACAUCGGCAUGGCUGCUCUGGGAAUCAAAGAGGUCGAAUUGGAGAUCGGUUCUUGGCAGGCUUCCUUGAGGCUGUGCUUGGCCACAAACUGUGGAGAAACCAUCCGACAUGCUGAGAUCCUACUGCGGGUGGGCGUUGCUACGUCCAAAAGGCCCAACCAGGAGGACCACCUAGACAAAGUUCUAAAGGCCUACGAAGAGGCAGAACGAAUCUUCGAGCAGCUGGAUCAGAGACAACAUCAGCUAUAUGCCAUUCUUGUCCACAACUUUGGUGCUACCUAUGGUCAGCGGGGAAAUCGUAGAGGCGAAAAGGACUAUUUUGAGAAGGCGCUGCAGAUCUACCGAAACACCACGACCAACUACACCGAGACCUACACCAGCCUCUUGUACGAAGUAUCCAUGGCCAGAGAAGAGAUGGGUGAUGCUGAUGGAGGUCUUGAAGCUUUCAAUGAGGCAGAAAGAGCCUUCCUGCAUAAUCCAAGCAUCGGCGAGAGGUUGCGGCCAACUCAUAUCACUUCCAUCGGCGACAUGCGGCGAAAUGUUGGCAAUUUGGCUGGAGCCCUGCACGCAUAUGAAGUAGCGGAAAAGGUGCACCAGCGCAUGAGGACUCUGGACAGCCCCGAAGGAGUAACUCUGCAGAAGGCUCUCGAGGAGGUGAGAAGCCAUAUAGCAAGACUUCCUGAAAAGGUGCGCUGGAUGACUCUCAGGGAAUUGGAGACGCAUCGUCGGCCAAUGCAGCCCGCCAGCCGCACAGACUUCGAGGAAGGUCUCUACUUGCAGCAUGCUGGCAGAUAGCCGGCUCCGUGUCGAUCCUUCCAGAAACGCGUGGACUGACGCACUGACACUGAGUCAAACACACGACGCCCAGAGAAGCCUCAGAGAAGCCUCAGAGAAGCCUCAGAGAAGCUUCAGAGAAGCCUCAGAGAAGCCUCAGAGAAGCCAGAAGCUCAGCGAAGCUCAGCGAAGCUGAGCAAAGCUGGGUUCAUCUUCGGACUCGUUUGCUCAGCAGCUUGCGGCCGAUGGUCUCGAACGCACAGGGUGCUUCGAGACCAGUGAGUCAACU
This is a messenger RNA of Cladocopium goreaui, 1581 nucleotides long. NCBI's taxonomy places the organism in Eukaryota, Dinophyceae, Suessiales, Symbiodiniaceae. The record is from the annotation of a GenBank genome assembly.